Molecule: messenger RNA, 654 nt
Organism: Knipowitschia caucasica
Lineage: Eukaryota; Metazoa; Chordata; Actinopteri; Gobiiformes; Gobiidae
Source: the annotation of a GenBank genome assembly
AUGCUCACACUGACAGCAGAUGCUUCUCUGCCGCCGACCCACAAUGCACUGCUGCCUCCUGUGAUUGUGUUCGAAGCCCAGUCUCGCUCCGGGACAAACGCUGAGGAAUCACCAAAACAAACUCACAAACAACAAUGGACCUGCUCACACUCUCCAUCAGCACUUAUCUACCAGAGAGGCAGCUGUGGGAACCCCCGGAGAGGGACCAGGAGGAGAGGGACCAGGAAGAGAGGGAGCGGGAGGGGAGGGACCAGGAGGAAAGGGACCAGGAGGAGAGGGAGCGGGAGAGAGAGGGAUCAGGACUCUCCAUCAGCACUUAUCUACCAGAGAGGCAGCUGUGGGAACCCCCGGAGAGGGACCAGGAGCGAGAGGGACCAGGAAGAGAGGGAGCGGGAGAAGAGGGACCAGGAGGAAAGGGACCAGGAGGAGAGGGAGCGGGAGAGAGAGGGAUCAGGACUCUCCAUCAGCACUUAUCUACCAGAGAGGCAGCUGUGGGAACCCCGGAGAGGGACCAGGAGCGAGAGGGACCAGGAAGAGAGGGAGCGGGAGGGGAGGGACCAGGAGGAGAGGGAGCGGGAGAGAGAGGGCUCAGGACUCUCCAUCAGCACUUAUCUACCAGAGAGGCAGCUGUGGGAACCCCCGGAGAGGGACUAG